AUGUCUGAAUCUGCUCCGUCACACUGUUGUUUGUUUCAUAUUGGCUCUUUUCUUCAGAAAAAGCACAAGAUUUCCGCAUCUCGUCGGUUAUUUUUAAAGACCAAAAUACUAAAGAAGGCCAGCACACUGCUGGCAGAGGAGACGGAACAGAAAAAGAUCGACAGAGAGCGGACGCUCAGUGAGAGAGUUCCUCCUCUCAAACUGUCAGGACUGUCUGUUCAGGAUUUACAGAAUCUGUGCAAAGAGCUUCAUCAAAAAAUCGAUGUUGUUGAUGAGGAACGAUAUGACAUUGAAUCUAAAGUUGCCAAAAAUGAAAAGGAGAUUGCAGAUUUAAACCACAAAAUCUUUGAGCUGAAGGGUAAAAUGAAGAGACCUGCACUGAAGAGAGUGAGGGUGUCUGCUGAUGCCAUGCUGGGAGCUCUGCUAGGUGCCAAACACAAGGAAUCCAUUGACUUCAAAGCUAACCUGAAGACAGUGAAGAAGGAGGAAGAAAAGAAAGAAGAAGUGACCGACUGGCGUAAAAAUGUGGAUGCUAUGUCUGGCAUGGAGGGCAGGAAGAAGAUGUUUGCAGGACCAAAUGCUUAAUGAAUUUUAAUGAAUAUAUUAUAUCUUAAUUAGUGCUGUACAAUGAUUAAUCGUGAUUAAUCGCGAUUAAUUGCAUCCCAAAAAGCUUUUGUCUGUGUACUGUGUAUAUUUAUUAUGUAUCUAUAAAUACACACACAUGCAUGGAUAUAUUUAAGAAAAAUAUGUUUUUAUAUUACUGUAAAUAUAUUUAUAUAUAAUAUUAAUUAUAUCAAUAAAAUUAUAUACAUGUAAAUACAUGUGAAUAUUUUCUAAAUAUAUACUGUAUGUGUAUUUAUAUAUACAUGAUAAAUAUACACAGUACACACACACGUUAGCUAAACAAAAACUUUUAUUUUGAAUGUGAUUAAUCACAAUUAAUCGUUGCACAGCACUAUCAUGAAUAUUAAUUUUAAUGAAUCUUAAUGAAAAUUUAAAAUUAGUUAUUCAAAAAUGAAAUCCACUGUGAACGCUUUUUAAACACACAUAUUUAACUGCUAUUUAAUUGUGCUUAUGUGUUUUAUUGCAUAAACAGCUGGAUGAAUGAAAAACUGUAUGAGAAAUUCACAAAGCUGUGCUAUUGUUAUAAUCACAUUAUCAUGUAUUUCAAAUACUUAAACAUUAUGUGCUUUAUGAUACAUAUAAAACAUUUAUUUAUAUUAAUAUAGGCCUAUGAUUAUUAUAUAAUUGCAUUUGUCAUUAUAUAAUAAUGCUUAUAUUGUAAUAUUUAUAUGUGUUCAGUUGUGUGAAUAUUGAAGAACAAUAAA
Messenger RNA from Labeo rohita (rohu), 1328 nucleotides. RefSeq names its product troponin I4b, tandem duplicate 3 (gene tnni4b.3). Gene Ontology annotation, cellular component: troponin complex. Lineage: Eukaryota; Metazoa; Chordata; Actinopteri; Cypriniformes; Cyprinidae. Gene Ontology annotation, biological process: muscle contraction. The record is from RefSeq and is a predicted model, not a curated record. The transcript is spliced from 7 exons. The coding region runs from base 1 to 585 and encodes 194 amino acids.